Messenger RNA from Alternaria infectoria, 222 nucleotides. RefSeq lists its product as uncharacterized. The transcript has a single exon. Bases 1 to 222 code for a protein of 73 amino acids. The record is from RefSeq and is a predicted model, not a curated record. NCBI's taxonomy places the organism in Eukaryota, Fungi, Ascomycota, Dothideomycetes, Pleosporales, Pleosporaceae.
AUGAAGCGCAGACCCGACGGCCUCUUCCUACUUUUCUUUCGUGUCAUGUACCUCACUAUCUUCACAGGGUUCACGUGUUUUACCAUUCUGGGCUUUGCGGCUAUUGGAACUGGCAUUGGGAUUGCAGCAACAGUUGUAGUUGCUAUUGGGUCUGAGGUUGCCUUUGUGCUGGCUAAGAAAGAGGAGGCAGAGAAGCGGAGACAGGAGCGAUAUCUGGUAUGA